AUGCUCGAUAGAGAGACCAAACAAGGUCUAGUACAACUGAAGGAGCAUGUUAACCAAACCCUAAAACAGAUCAAGAAUUUUUUGCCUAGAGAUUCUUUAACUGUUUCAGAAUCAAAUGCUGAAAAUAUAGUCGAGUCCCUCCGAACAGUUCAGACAAUCUCAACAAACCACCAAGAUUUGCCCUCUUUUUUCUUCUUAUUUUGCAUGAAACUCCUUCACUCCAAAUCACUGGCGAAACCAAUUGCUCCCAAACAACAAAAAGGAUCGAGCACUUCAUGUACGCAAAAUGGUUUCUUCAAGAGCACGUGGAUGAGCAACUGGUCCACAAUUGUAAACAGCAAAAGGCUUAUGCCAGCAUUCAAAUGCUCUCUCUCCUUGGGUCUCGCUGUCCUGUUCGGUUUGAUAUAUAGCAAGAAAGAUGGUUAUUGGUCAGGCCUCCCAGUAGCCAUUAGCUUAGCUGCUGCAAGGGAGGCAACAUUCAAAGUUGCUAAUGUUAAAGCACAGGGGACAGUAUUAGGGACUGUAUAUGGAGUAUUUUGCUGCUUUGUGUUUGAAAGAUACUUGCCAAUAAGGUUUAUAUCUCUCCUUCCUUGGUUCGUUGUUUCCAGUUUUCUGAGGCACAGCCAGAUGUAUGGCCAGGCAGGUGGAAUUUCUGCUGAGAUUGGAGCUAUACUAGUAUUGGGCAGGAAAAUUUUUGGCCCACCAAGCGACUUUGCUAUAGCAAGAAUUGUGGAAACCUUUAUUGGAUUAUCUUGUUCAAUUUUGGUAGAUCUUCUCUUGCAACCAACUAGAGCUUCUUCUCUAACUAAAGUUCAACUUUCUAAAUGUUUCGGGACAUUGUCUGCUUGCAUUGACUCAAUAAGCCUUGCAGCCAACAAAAACAACUUGGUAGAGAGCCAGAGGAGACUGAAAUUGGAUGUCAGCGAACUAGCGAAGUUCAUUGGAGAAGCUGAGGUGGAGCCCAACUUCUGGUUUUUGCCUUUUCAUAGUGCUUGCUAUUGCAAGAUCUUGGGGUCUUUGUCAAAGUUGGUGGAUCUCUUGCUGUUUAGUGCUGAUAUAGUGGGACUCCUUGAACAUGAAUCACAUAAAUUUGGAGCUUCCUGGAAGGAGUGCGUAAAUAAGCUAGAUAGUGAUCUUCAACUUUUCAAGGAAAUGGCUGGUUCCUUGGUUAAAUGUUUAGAGGAUGUCACAUUGUUGAAAUCCCUAACAUUUCUUGAAAAGGAACUUGAAAACAAAAACAUUUCUUAUGAUCUUGAAUUGGGAAAAUCUUCAAACAGGAACAUUUUUAAAGUUUCCGGUGUAGAUGAAGAUAAGAUAGAUAACAUCAUCAGUUCUUAUCUCCAACAUUCAAAAGAAAUUGUAGACAAGUUUCGGGCAGCUGAUCAUGAAGGGGAAAGGGAACUGAAGAGCCAGGUGGUCUUAUGCUUGAGUGCUCUAGGUUUUUGCAUGAGCAAUUUAAUAAAAGAGACCGAAGAGAUUGAGAGGGGAAUCCAGGAACUUCUUCAAUGGGAAAACCCUUCAAAACAUAUAAAUUUGUACGAAAUUUCAUGUAAAAUCCGCUCUCUAUACAAUUGA
Dovyalis caffra is the source of this 1575-nucleotide messenger RNA. Lineage: Eukaryota; Viridiplantae; Streptophyta; Magnoliopsida; Malpighiales; Salicaceae. The record is from the annotation of a GenBank genome assembly.